Molecule: messenger RNA, 1411 nt
Organism: Magnolia sinica
Lineage: Eukaryota; Viridiplantae; Streptophyta; Magnoliopsida; Magnoliales; Magnoliaceae
Product: farnesyl pyrophosphate synthase-like
Exons: 12
Coding region: 51-1106 (351 amino acids)
Biological process (GO): trans, trans-farnesyl diphosphate biosynthetic process
Cellular component (GO): cytoplasm
Molecular function (GO): (2E,6E)-farnesyl diphosphate synthase activity; dimethylallyltranstransferase activity
Source: RefSeq, a predicted model, not a curated record
CUGUCAUUCUCUCAUACAGACGCUCUCUACAUCUUUCAACCUUUUCUUCCAUGGCUGCUGCUAAUUCCAAUGGAAAAACCAGCGGCCUGAGAUCUGUAUUUCUGCAGGUCUAUGCUCGCCUGAAAUCUGAUCUACUUCAAGAUCUCGCUUUUGAUUGGACUGAAGAUUCUCGCCAAUGGAUCGAUCGGAUGCUGGAGUACAAUGUACCUGGAGGGAAACUGAAUCGUGGCUUAUCUGUGAUUGAUAGCUACAAGUUGUUAAAAGAUGGACAGGAACUAAGCGAAGAUGAAAUCUUCCUUUCAUGCUCACUUGGGUGGUGUAUUGAAUGGCUUCAAGCAUAUUUUCUUGUCCUCGAUGAUAUUAUGGAUGGAUCGCACACACGGCGGGGUCAGCCUUGUUGGUUCAGAGUGCCUAAGGUUGACAUGAUUGCAAUCAAUGAUGGGAUUCUACUUCGCAACCAUGUUCCUAUAAUUAUCAGAAAGAAUUUCAGGGAAAAGUCUUAUUAUGUGGAUCUCCUGGAUUUAUUCAAUGAGGUGGAGUUUCAGACAGCUUCAGGACAGAUGCUAGAUUUGAUCACUACUCAUGAAGGAGAAAAAGAUCUGUCCAAGUACACAAUGCCAGUUUAUUGUCGCAUUGUUCAGUACAAAACCGCCUACUAUUCAUUUUAUCUUCCAGUUGCAUGUGCAUUGCUUAUGUCGGGUGAGAACCUGGACAACUUUACUGAUGUGAAAAACAUUCUCAUAGAAAUGGGAACCUACUUCCAAGUACAGGAUGAUUAUCUUGACUGCUAUGGUGAUCCUAAAGUCAUUGGUAAGAUAGGAACAGACAUUGAAGAUUUUAAGUGCUCCUGGUUGGUUGUGCAAGCCCUUGAACGUGCUGAUGAGAACCAGAAGAAAAUACUAUCUGAGAACUACGGGAAGCUAGAUGCUGCCCAUGUAGCUAAGGUGAAGCAACUUUACAAAGAUCUUGACCUUGAGAAUGUAUAUUUGGAGUACGAGAGCAAGAGCUAUGAAAAGCUGAUUGCAUCCAUAGAAGCGCAGCCAAGCAAAUCAGUUCAAGAGGUGCUCAAGUCCUUCUUGGGCAAGAUUUACAAGAGGCAGAAGUAGGAGUGAGUCACACCAGCAAUAGGAAUGCUUAGCCCGACCCCGUGCCACCAUGAAGACCUCGCCUAGUCAGCAUGAGGAUGGGGUUAAAAGCCCGAGUGGGGCCCUCCCUGACACUCCGAUAUCCCCACCUUCCAUCUUCGUGAUAGUAGGUGACGCUUUCCUAGUCACGUGACUCGGGUCUUGUCGUUUCUCUAGUUCUGAUUCUUCUUCCUUUUUCUUGUUUGGUAUUUAAUUUCCUGUAAUGCAUGUCUCUGUAUUUUUGUCGUUAUAUAUCAUUCAGGCACUCAUGCUGAUAGUUGGCGUAA